Onychostoma macrolepis is the source of this 3917-nucleotide messenger RNA. It is a transcript of the gene lemd3, whose product is annotated as LEM domain containing 3. Gene Ontology annotation, biological process: negative regulation of BMP signaling pathway; nuclear envelope organization. The record is from RefSeq and is a predicted model, not a curated record. Bases 50 to 2569 code for a protein of 839 amino acids. The transcript is spliced from 13 exons. Lineage: Eukaryota; Metazoa; Chordata; Actinopteri; Cypriniformes; Cyprinidae. Gene Ontology annotation, cellular component: nuclear inner membrane. Gene Ontology annotation, molecular function: chromatin DNA binding.
UCUACGUCACUUCCGCCGUGUCUCGCUGUGUGCGUUUUUUCGUGCAAAGAUGGCGUCUGCACAGUUAACGGAUGAGGAGCUUGUGUCUGAAUUAAAACGGCUCGGCUACACCCCGGGCCCGGUGACGGAAAGCACGCGGCCCGUGUACUUGAAGAAACUCAAAAAGCUGCGGGAGGAGCAGCCACAGCCGCGGGGCUCCCGGAGCGGAAAAGGACGCAGCAGCAGCGGGAGUAUCAACAGCAACGGCAGUAGCGGCGCUAGCAACAGCAACGCCGCGGCGCGAGCUCCGGGACUCAGCGCCAGGCCACCGGACGGUGACGUCACACGUGUGAGCGCCAGCCGGAGCGAAAAGCGCAGACCCGGAAAGUUCGUGCUGGGCUUCAGCUCGGACGAGUCGGACGCGGAGGCGCCGCAGAAGAAAGGAGGCCCGAAUCACGGCGGCAGCGGCAGCAGGAGAGACCGAGGAUUCGCGCUGCAGACACCCACCGUCAGGCCUGCGGGAACACCCGCCGCCUCCCUCGGCUUAUCCGUGGACAGGAAAAGCAUUUCUGCGUCUCCGUGGUGGGCAGACCGAGGCAAAUCCAACGAUUUAGAGGAAACGGAAAGAGACAGUCGGGCUUUGAACGGGAAUAAGGCGUUCUAUGAGUCUAACAGUAGUAAGCUAGCCAGGGAUUACUCUGAUUCAGACGAGGAGGAGGAAGAGGAGGGUGAACGAGAGCGUCCCCGCGAACGCCGUCUGACUUCCAGACACAGUCCACCCGCCUCCUCUUCUUCCCCGUACCGGAGCGUCUGGAGCGCGGAGAAAACGGCGCAUGAUACUCCCGACUUCAGUCUAGAUAUGCUUGGGCAACGAGAUGAGAAGAAACCGAGGGAGUUUAGCAGAAGCUACGCGAGCCGCAGCUACCAGAAACUCUCCGGGAUUGACGGGGAUGAUAACAGCAGCGGCGGCGGUAGUAUCUCAUCCGGUUCUUUUAAUAAGAACCACCUCGACAACGGAGACGGCGAGUCCCCCUGCAGCAGCAGCAGCAGUCGGUUCAGUAUCGGGCUCAGACCGCGCUUUCCCUCCUACACAGCGACCUACCGAGCGAACCACUCGAACCACACCGGCUCCAACCACUCCUACAGCCAUGCCUCAGCCCUCAAGCCCAAGCAACACACCGCGGUCCCCGAGGACGAGCUCCUGCAGCAGUUUAAACGGGAGGAGGUGUCCGCCACCGGCGGCUUCAGCGCUCACUACUUGUCCAUGUUCCUCCUGACAGCCGCCUGCCUGUUCUUCGUCCUGCUGGGCCUCAUGUACCUGCGGAUGAGGGGCUCCAGCUCCUCCGAGGGGGAUGCAGACAUCAUACUUCACCCAUUCGGACCAGAGUUUGAUCUGCAGUAUGGCGUCAAAGACCGAGACCUCAUCCUUAGCCUGCUCCUGUCUCUACACGAGCACCUGGCCAAUGUCGCAGGAGAACAUGAUUGUGGAGACCUUAAAAAUCCUUUAAACAGAAGUGUCUCAUUUAGUGAUGCCUCUACGUACCUCAAGCUCCAAAAUGAAGCCUAUGAAAACUUGAUUGAAACGUCUUUAGAAUGGGUCAUGAAAACCAAAGAUGUUGUCGGUAUAAGGUUGAUUGGUGCCGACCCUGCUCAACCCAUAGAGGACGUAUCGGAAAUCUCACGACUGGAGUCCAUCCACCCCCGCAUGUCCUUCUUCUGUCGCCUCAGACGCGCCUUCUUCACUGUGAUCCACAGAGUUCUCUUCGUCCUUGCAGGCAUCGGUGUAGUUUUGGGUUUGGUGUAUUACAUGAAAUACAGAUGGCGCAAAGAAGAGGAGGAAACUCGACAGAUGUAUGACAUGGUGGAGAAGAUCAUUGGUGUACUGAGAAGCCACAACGAAGCCUGUCAGGAGAAUAAGGACUUGCAGCAGUAUUUGCCCAUCCCUCACGUCCGUGACUCUCUUGUCCAGCCUGAAGACAGAAAGAAGAUGAAGAAGGUAUGGGACAGAGCCGUUGCAUUCCUCUCAGCUCAUGAGUCCCGCAUCCGUACAGAAACGCAGAGGAUUGGAGGGGCGAACUUCAUUGUGUGGCGGUGGCUUCAGCCCUCAAUGUCACCUGAUAAGAUGUCCAGCAUGACCUCCAAAGUGUGGCAAGGCCAAGCAUUUCCAUUGGACCGAAGAAAUUCGCCACCAAACAGCUUAACGCCAUGCUUGAAGAUUCGCAACAUGUUUGAUCCUGUCAUGGAAGUGGGGGAAAACUGGCACCUCACCAUUCAAGAAGCCAUUUUGGAGAAGUGCAGUGAUAACGAUGGAAUCGUUCACAUAGCUGUUGACAAAAACUCAAGAGAGGGCUGUGUUUAUGUGAAGUGCCUUUCAGCAGAGCAUUCUGGGAAAGCCUUCAAAGCGCUUCAUGGCUCCUGGUUUGAUGGUAAGCUGGUGACGGUCAAGUAUCUACGCCUGGAUCGCUACCACCAGCGUUUCCCACAAGCCCUGGGCUGCAACACGCCCCUCAAGCCCUCCAGCUCCAGCAUGAACAGCAUGUCUCGCCUGAACCAGCGAUCCAGCACAUCCAGCUCACUGGGUUUCUCUUGAGGCACAUGCCAACAGCCACCACCAUCCUCUCUGCUCUCUCUUUCGCUAUAUACGAGGCUCCCUUCUCCUGCGUCCUCUUUACCAGAGAGAACCGCGUUCAGGAGCUUUUACAGUUGGGAGACCUGGGACGCCCAAUCAGUUUUGUCAGCCAUAUGCAAGCAAUGGUCUUUAAACCUGUGAGCUGCUGUGUUUUUUUUCUUUUUUCCUGUCCUUCGGUAUCAAGGAAAGCAAGGGAGAUGCACACACUGGCGUGAAACCGGUGGAGAGAGAGUUGCUCGGUCCGGUGGGAACUUUUAGGAGAGGUGGACGAUGCAAUCUCUGUCCUUCUCAUGUCUGGUGCAAGUGGACACAAAUUUCUGUUUCUUAUGUAUUUUCUUUGUUUUUGAUAAACCGUCUUUAUGGAUUCAAUGACAAAAACGGCUUCCAACUUUAAAUCUCACAACACGAAUGAGAGUUUUCCGGCCUCUGCUUAUUUUUUAUGUAACUAACUCCCCUCCUUAAUUCCAAGGAGCUCUGUUGGGCUAUACAUAGCUGCAUGUGCUGGUUAAAGUAUGCCUAUAUUUAAGCUUUGAAUUGUAUCAUAUAUUGUGGAUGUUUAUUUCCCUGAUGCUGUUUUAGCUGAUGUAUUCCCUUUAUUAUUAUUAUUUUUUUUUUUUGCCUUUUUGUUUUGUAGUUUUUAGUCCAAGAACAGCAUGCACACACUCUAGAAAGGGGUGCUGUAAAUAUCUUGUUGAAUGGUGGUGGUUGAAAUCAUCUGUAUGAAACUGAAAUCGUUAUAAGCUCUCGUUUGUUUCUUGCCAACAGAAUAACUACACUGCUGCAUUCAGAGACGUGUCAUGUGGAAAGGGUCUACAUGGCUUUGUGAGAGAAACAAACAAUUGUGUUCCCCUUCAAUGCCAUGUUUCUGAACACUAGUCUUAAUUGUCACAGCCUGAUUAUAUUCAAGUAUAUAAUUAUUUACUGUUGUUUUGUUUAUAUUUUGAAAGUUAUGCUUUUCCCAUUAUAAUUAGUGCACAUGGAUGUCCCCCCCCCUUCCCCUCCCCCCCUCACUGGUCACUUGGCAGAUUUUAAAUGCCACCCUGUCACUGUUUUUAAUCUGUUCCCGGCCCUUCUAAAUUUCCAAAGGAGACGUUUUUGAUGGAAGUUGUUUUCUGACUUUCUUGUACACACUUGUGCUAUGGUCGCAGCCUGAUAUGGUGAUCUGAUUCUAAUUUGUAUCAGGACACAUUCAUAAACAGAGCAUGUCAUGCUGCGGUCAUGUCUAUUUUGGAUCACAGAAAGAUUUAUCAGCUUUUGUUUAGAUGCAGUUCGGGUGGAUAUGAGGUAAAUAAAACGUACUUGUUUAUUA